GGGACGAGGAAUGGUGGGAUUCCGCGAACGGAAGGGCGGUGUGGAUGCCGGAGGAAAGUGAGAGGAAACGAAGAAACGAUGGCAGAAAACAGAACUUUGCUCCUCAACGGCCGUGAGUCAUCGUCGCGUGGCCACUUCCACCGACUUCAUUCAUCCUGGACGAAGAAAAGUCAUCGUCGCCGUUCCUGAUUCCAAAACGGGUGGCCAAUGGAGGAGCCACAGAAGCUGUUUCGUCUUCCCGGCACGAUCGAGGAGGAGGAGGAGAAGGAUAACGAGGACAGAAGGCAGCUGCAGGAGAAUCCGAACACGGCCGACUCACCCUUGCUCGAGCAGAGGAACACGGGAACCUUGUCCAGCCUGCCCAGAUACGUCACCCUGGUCAGGGUGAGCACCCAGAGCAGCAGCAUCGGUGGUGGCGUCGGUCGCCAGGAUUCUACCAGGAGUCGGUAUCGAGCAUGGCCAACGCGAAAGCUACGUCGUCGCGCCGUGCUGAAGAACGGGGACUGCAACGUGCUCCAAUCCCGUAUCUCUCGACGUUCCCUGCGCUUCCUACGCGACAUCUUCACGACCCUGGUGGACACCCAAUGGCGAUGGAUGCUGCUCUGCUUCAGCCUGAGCUUCGUCCUCUCGUGGCUCGGCUUCGCCGUGAUCUGGUGGCUGAUCGCGUUCAGCCACGGCGACUUCGAGGAACGCCACCUGCCGCCCUACCAGAUCGAGAACAACUGGACGCCCUGCGUGAACAACAUAUUCUCGUUCACGAGCUGCUUCCUGUUCAGCAUCGAGACCCAGCACACGAUCGGUUACGGGAGCCGAGGGACGACCGAGGAGUGCCCCGAGGCGAUCUUCGUCAUGUGCAUCCAGAGCAUCGUGGGCGUGAUGAUUCAGGCGUUCAUGGUUGGCAUAGUGUUCGCGAAGAUGAGCAGGCCGAAGCAGAGGACUCAAACGUUGCUGUUCUCGAGGAACGCGGUCAUCUGUCAAAGGGACGGUGAGCUGUGCUUGAUGUUCCGGGUGGGCGACAUGAGGAAGAGUCACAUAAUCGGGGCGGCGAUCAGGGCCCAGUUGAUCAGGUCGAGGACGACCAAGGAGGGGGAGGUGUUGUCGCAGAAUCAACAGGAGUUGGCGGUGGGCACGGACGGUCAGAACGGGAACCUGUUCUUCAUAUGGCCGACCACGAUCGUUCACAAAAUAAACGAGGACUCCCCGUUCUACAACAUGUCAGCGGAGGACAUGCUGACGGAGAGGUUCGAGAUCGUGGCCAUCCUCGAGGGGACGAUCGAGUCGACGGGGCAAACGACCCAGGCGAGAUCGAGCUAUCUUCCCCAGGAGAUCCUUUGGGGUCACAGGUUCGAGCCGAUGGUCACUUACUCGAAGGAGAGGCAGGGAUACGAGGUGGAUUACUCGUUGUUCAACAGCACAACGCAGGUGGGCACACCCCUGUGCUCGGGCAGGGAGCUCGCCGAAUUUUACAAGGCUCAGGAGGAGCUUCGUCACGGGAACGGUACGGUAAUAAUCGACGAGGAUUUCCUAACGGAGUCCUGUCAAGAGAGCCAGUGCCAUUGCGGUCAUCGCGCGACGAAUCACCACAAUCAUCAUCACAACCAUCAUCAUCCGAACCAUCAUCUCAACUACGUGGACAACUACGGCAGAAGCGAGACAAGCGUGGACGAGGCGAUCGUCGGUCGAAAUGCUUACAGAGACCCGACCUAUCACGGGCCACCAUUGGCCGCGAUCCGAAACGACAAUCCCCACUUCAAGAUCCUCGACUUGGAUCCGGACGGUAUCCAGGUGAUGGGCGAGAUCGAUCUUCAACACCUGCCCGACGCCGUGAACAAGGAGAUCUUGAAGAACAGCCGAGAGAUCAUCUUCGAAGAGCCGGAAACGUCGAGGGAGGGGAGCCCGUUGCUGAAAAAUUCGGCCGCGCGAAGAAACGCGGCGAAACACCUCCUCGACGAGGAGAGAAGAUCUUUGAACAGCUCGAGGAGGAGCCUCUAUCACAGGAAUAUACUGCGAGGAUGCUCGGACGAGGAGAAGAGGUCGUUGGACGGGUCAAGAAGGAACUUGCACGGAUCCAGGAAGUAUCUGUUGAUACCCAUCGAGAGCAAAGAGGGUGGCAACAACUUGUCGAAGCGGCAGACAGAGGGGAGAAAGACGAUCUGGCCGAGGGGGCAGUCGAGGGAGAUUCUCGGGGAGGCGGAAACGAGGAGAAGGGUGAACUCGAACGACGACAGAUUGAUGAUCGAGAUGGAGAAAUCCUCGAAAUCUCCCUCCCUCUCCGAUCCUAAUUUGUCUCCAUGCUCGAAGAAUGGACAAUCGCCUGUUCCACCGUUACAGAUCUCGUCUCCUGGGCCGAACGCGUCGCCCGAGUCCGGCUUCUACGAGGCGUCAUCAGCGCGGUGGAAUCCCAGCCCGGAAUACGCGAGGAAGCACCUCCGACUCGGCAACUGCGAGUCGGCGAACGCGAGGAACAGAAGGAGCUACGAGAACGCGCAGCUCCAGGACGUGAACGAGGUUCUUGUGGUGUCGAGGCCCAACAGCGACAACAGCGACAACUCGUUGGACAGCGAGGCGUCGGCCAAGAAUCCGGGGAACGACGGUGGCCCUCGUAGAUACGGCGAUACGAAGAAACAGCAGCCGAUCUCUUACACCAGCGUGUGAUCAGGGAAUUUCUCCCGGAGCAUCGAUUCCAAGUGUGAUCGAGUGCGUUGUCGAAUCGAAAACUUUUAGGGUUCGUUUUCCAAGAUACGUGGAAGAGGUGAUGGGCUUGCCUCCAACCCUCGAGCACCGGUUAAUUGAAAAAUUGGAAAGCUAUUGGUUGUAGCAGCAUACACUGCCCGGUUUUUCUUUGAUUCUUCUCCAAGAAAGGAAGAGUUUAUCACGAACGAUUCCUCGAAAUCGAGGGUUGGGGAAGUAGAGCAGGGAAAAGUGUGUGUUUCGUUCACAACGAUACAUUGCUCGUUUAAGACGCGUAGUAAUUUUUCCAAACUAUGCUGUAAGCGAAUUUAUAUAUAUACGAUAUUCUGUACGAAUAGUAAGUAAAUUAAGUAGAGGAUACGCACAAUUAUUUUCGCUAUUUUACAUCGAUUGUGUAAAUGACACGUUGAACCGCAGGUCGGUUACCGCGAAGCUUCCGUUAAUAACGAUGAGGAUCGAAAAGGAAGAAUCGAUCGAAUCGUUUCUAUCUAAUUUUUAGUGAAAUUAAUCCUUUAGAAGCGAAUUGUAAUUGACAAUAAUUUAAAUGACAAGGCUUUCGAACAAGGCUUCGUUAGAAUUACUAUCUAUUCUAAUAAUUAUUCGGAAUAUUCGUAAAAUUUGUACAAAAUGACGACGAAAAAAUUAAGUUUAAGCAUUUAAAGUCGGCAUAAAGUCGUUAGAUUUAGGUAUACACACACAAGUUCGCGUAAGAAAGAAAAAAGAAUAUAUAUAUAUAUAUAUUUUUGCAAUUUAAAAACGUACAAGAUGUCUCUGACUGAAGUCAUCGAUAAAUCGGCUAUACGUCCAUGCAUCCUUGUAAUAGAUUAAAUCGAAUAAAUAAACAUUUAUCAAUUCCAUUCUCCCGUUGAAUCCCUCGUUGACGAUCUACGAUAAAAUUAGAGAAGCCGAGAGAAACCAAUUUCGAAAAUUCUACGCGCCGUAUGCACUCUGAUUAGACGAAAAGUAGCCCGCCUGGUUACAAAGAAAGAGAGACAAGUGCCUUUACAUUACUUUCUACCUCCGCGGAGGAGGAAGACAACGUCGAGCUUUCACCAACGUCGAAUUAUUUUAAAUAUAAUAGCGUCGUUAAUAUUUAUCGCUUCCAUUCGUUUAUUAUUAAACAAUAGCGCGUCGUAUACGUACGAUAUAGAAAGGUUUUCAAUAAAAGACACACUGUCGAUCGUUAAAAUAGAUCGUUUCGAAAGUUUCGCAGCUACGUCUGAUUCGAUCGUGAUAUUACGUAGAUUUGGCGGAGAAAACUCGGCCUCGAGCGUUCUCCGGGGACAUGGAUACCUGCCAUCGUGACUUCUAGCGUAAAUUGUGAAAAUUUGUUAUUUGUGUGUAUAAUAAAGACACUUUCGAAAUCUAAA
Apis florea (little honeybee) is the source of this 4061-nucleotide messenger RNA. RefSeq lists its product as uncharacterized. The record is from RefSeq and is a predicted model, not a curated record. Gene Ontology annotation, molecular function: inward rectifier potassium channel activity. Gene Ontology annotation, cellular component: plasma membrane. Lineage: Eukaryota; Metazoa; Arthropoda; Insecta; Hymenoptera; Apidae. Gene Ontology annotation, biological process: potassium ion import across plasma membrane; regulation of monoatomic ion transmembrane transport.